CUCAGUACACUCUGUGAGUCAGAGAGAGCAAAAAGAUAAAAAAAGGCCCAUAGGGAGGGACAGGAGGGAGAGAAAUAGAUUUUUUUAAUCUUAAUAUGUGUGCAUAUUGAACAUAGUUUCAUUGAGGUGUAUUUAUUUGCGUUGUUCCCUGACAGGAACAUAGGCGUCAUAUACAGACCAAGUACAGGAGUUUUCAUGGUGUUGUAUUUUUUUCCAUCAAGAUGUUGGCUGUUCAUCUCGUCUCCUUCUUCUUCACCAAACUCAAGGAGGACCCCACAAAGAAGGUGGACAGGUUUCUCCAUGCAAUGUGUCUCCAUGACGACCAGCUAAAUGACAUCUCGGCUCGUUUCCAGGCUGAAAUGAAGAAGGGACUUUCAGCAGAAAGCAAUGCUGCCGCCUCAGUGAGAAUGCUGCCAACACAUGUUCGCUCCACUCCUGAUGGCUCAGAGAAAGGACAGUUUCUGGCGCUGGAUCUUGGAGGCUCAAAGUUCAAGGUGCUCCAAGUUAAAGUGAGAGAGGGAAUGGGAAUUAGGAAGGGAGGAGUGGAGAUGGAUGAGAAGACCUACAGUAUACCAAAGGAGGUGCGCAAUGGAAGAGGAUCAGAGUUAUUUGACCACGUGUCUGAGUCACUAAAGGACUUCCUGCUUGAGAGGAACAUCAGUUUGGAAAAGAAGCAUCCUCUGGCCUUCACUUUCUCUUUCCCCUGUGAACAGUCUGCCUUGGAUCAGGGAUUAUUGUUAAGCUGGAGUAAGAACUACAGUGCUCGAGGUCUCCAGGGAAAAGAUGUGGUCCAGGUCCUCAGAGAUUCUAUUGACAGAACUGGGGGUAUGGACAUAGAGGUGUUAGCUAUGGUUAAUGACACUGUAGCUACCAUGAUGACUUGCGGUUUUGAUGACCAGUACUGUGAAGUAGGACUCAUCAUUGGCACAGGCACCAAUGCGUGCUACAUGGAGGAGUUGCGUCACGUUGACCUGGUGGAGGGAGACGAGGGGAGGAUGUGUGUGAACACUGAGUGGGGAGGCUUCGGAGAUGAUGGGGCCCUCAGUGAUUACAUAACAGAGUUCGACAGAGAUGUCGACGAUGUCUCCAACAACCCUGGAAGACAAAUCUUUGAGAAGAUGGUCAGUGGGAUGUAUCUGGGUGAGUUAGUGAGGUUGGUGGUGUUGAAGAUGGCUAAAGUAGGAAAGCUGUUUGAUGGACGUGUGUCGGAUGCCCUGAGGAUCAAAGGGAAGAUAACCACUGCACAUGUAGCAGCCAUGGAGGAGUACAAAAAUGGUCUGACGAACACUAGAAUCAUUCUCGAGGAGCUUGAUUUGACCCCAUCAGAUGAUGACUGCGUCGCUGUUCAGCACAUCAGCACCAUCGUGUCCUUUAGGUCCUCAAAUUUGGUGGCUGCAGGACUGGCUGCCAUCUUAUCCCGAAUCAAGAAGAACCGGAAUCAGAGGGGCUUAAGGAUCACUGUGGGUGUGGAUGGAACUGUCUACAAGACUCACCCGCAGUAUCCUAAACGUCUCCACAAAGUGGUGCGGCGGCUGCUUCCUGAGUGUCAUGUUCGAUUCGUCCUCUCAGACAGCGGCAGCAGCAAAGGAGCUGCUUUGGUAACAGCAGUUGCUCAGCGUCUGGCAUCACGGAAGCGACAGGUGGAUGAGACUUUGUCCUCCUUCAGACUGAGCCAAGAGCAGCUCAAGUUGGUCAAGGCCAGGAUGAGAGCAGGUCUGGAGGCAGGGUUAAAGACAAAAGGCCCUUCUGCAAUCAAGAUGCUGCCCUCUUUUGUGUACCACACACCUGAUGGCACAGAGCAUGGGAAAUAUCUUGCCUUGGAUCUGGGAGGAACCAACUUCAGAGCUAUGCUGGUGAACUUUAAAAAAGGUCUGCAGCAGAACGCACGACUGUACCAUAAAAUCUACACCAUACCACUGGAGAUAAUGCAGGGGACUGGAGAAGAGUUGUUUGAUCACUUAGCACAGUGUGUUAGUGAUUUCCUGGACUACAUGGGGAUGAAGAACGCUCGUCUUCCAGCAGGUUUCACUUUCUCCUUCCCCUGCGAGCAAACAGCCAUUGAUACGGGUACGUUGGUGAGCUGGACCAAAGGCUUCAAGGCCACUGACUGUGAAGGACAUGAUGUUGUAAGCAUGCUGCGGGAGGCCAUCAAAAGACGCAACGAGUUUGACUUGGACAUAGCAGCAGUAGUCAAUGACACAGUUGGGACGAUGAUGAGUUGCGCCUAUGAAGACCCUCAGUGUGAAAUUGGAAUGAUUGCUGGAACUGGCACAAAUGUUUGUUACAUGGAGGAAGUGAAGAACAUUGAGAAGGCAGUGCAAAAGAAAGGAAAAACGGAAGAAGACAAGGGGACACCUGAUGAAGAGCAGGACAAGGCGGAUGCUGAGAUGUUGAAGAUGUGCAUAAACACAGAGUGGGGAGGUUUGGGUGACGAUGGCUCUCUGGAUGAUAUCAUCACACCUUAUGACACUGAAGUGGACCAAAACUCGGUCAACCCUGGAAAACAACGGUUUGAAAAACUCACCAGUGGGAUGUAUUUAGGUGAAGUGGUCCGACAAGUAUUACUGGAUUUAACUAGAGGAGGUUUGCUGUUCAGAGGCCAUGUCACAGAGACCUUAAAAACACCUGGAAUAUUCCAAACCAAGUAUCUGUCACAAAUAGAGAGUGACCGCCUGGCUCUACUGCAGAUCAGAUCUAUUCUCCAGCAGCUGGGCCUCAACAGCAACUGUGAUGACAGCAUCAUAGUCAAAGAGGUAUGUGGAGCAGUAUCACGUCGUGCAGCUCAGCUGUGUGGGGCAGGGAUGGCGGCCGUGGUCGAUAAGAUCAGAGAGAACCGAGGACUGGACCAUCUGAACAUCACUGUAGGGGUCGACGGGGCUCUCUACAAACUACACCCACGUUUCUCUGGAGUUCUCAAAGAGACUGCCAAAAUUAUGGCUCCUCAGUGUAGUGUGACUUUCCUGCCAUCAGAGGAAGGCAGUGGGAAAGGUGCUGCCCUCAUUACCGCCGUGGCCAGAAAGAAGCAGGAGAUGGAAACAAGGAGCAGAAUGAUUGCGGCCCAGCUACUAGCCUAUUACUUCACUGAGCUCAAGGAUGACCAGGUUAAAAAGAUUGAUAAGUACCUGUACUCCAUGCGUUUCUCUGAUGAGACGUUACUCGACAUCACGCAGCGGUUUCGGAGGGAGCUGGUCAAAGGACUCGGCCGGGACACGAAUCCCACUGCUGCACUGAAGAUGCUGCCAACGUUUGUGCGAUCAAUCCCUGAUGGAUCAGAGAAAGGAGACUUCAUUGCUCUGGAUUUGGGAGGCAGCAACUUCAGGAUCCUGCGUGUCAGAGUGAGCCAUGAGAAGAAGCAGACCGUUCAGAUGGAAAGUCAAAUCUAUGACACACCAGAGGACAUCAUGCAUGGCAGUGGAACAAGACUGUUCGACCAUGUGGCAGAGUGUCUGGGUGACUUCAUGGAAAAACACAGCAUCAAAGACAAGAAACUCCCAGUUGGGUUUACUUUCUCCUUCCCCUGCCAGCAGACCAAACUAGAUGAGAGCUAUCUGAUAACGUGGACAAAGCGUUUCAAGGCCAGUGGAGUGGAGGGGAUGGAUGUUGUCAAGCUGCUCAACAAAGCUAUCAAGAAGCGAGGAGACUAUGAUGCUGACAUCAUGGCGGUAGUGAAUGACACUGUGGGAACCAUGAUGACCUGUGGCUUCGAUGACCAGCGCUGUGAAGUCGGCAUCAUCAUCGGUACGGGUACCAACGCCUGCUACAUGGAGGAGCUGCGUCACAUUGACCUGGUGGAGGGAGAUGAGGGCCGGAUGUGUGUGAACACUGAAUGGGGAGCCUUCGGAGACGACGGCAGGCUGGAAGACAUCAGGACAGAGUUUGACAGAGAGAUAGACCGAGGCUCUAUCAACCCGGGGAAACAGCUAUUUGAGAAGAUGGUCAGUGGGAUGUACAUGGGUGAGCUGGUUCGUCUCAUCCUGGUGAAGAUGGCAAGAGAAGGCCUGCUGUUUGAGGGAAGGAUCACCCCUGAGCUUCUAACUAAAGGGAGGUUUGAGACCAAGCACAUCUCAGCCAUAGAGAAGAGUAAGGAGGGAUUGUCCAAGGCAAGAGAGAUUUUAAUCAAACUUGGCGUGGAGCCCUCAACGGAAGACUGCAUCGCUGUGCAGCAUGUUUGUGCCAUCGUGUCUUUCCGCUCUGCCAACCUGAUAGCUGCCACACUGUCUGCCAUUCUAAAGAGGCUAAAAGAGAACAGAGGAGUGGCACGUCUCCGAACCACUGUUGGCAUCGAUGGCUCUCUGUACAAGAUGCACCCACAGUAUGCUCGCCGACUUCAUAAGACAGUCCGACGUUUGGUCCCUGACUCUGAUGUCCGAUUCCUCCUCUCAGAAAGCGGCAGUGGAAAGGGUGCUGCCAUGGUGACAGCUGUGGCCUACAGACUUGCCGAACAAUCGCGACAAAUUGCCCAAAUACUGUCUGAAUUCCGCCUGACAACCGAACAGCUGCUGGAGGUUAAGAGGCGAAUGAGGACAGAGAUCCAAAAUGGCCUUUCAAAGAGCACUCAGGACUCUGCCACUGUCAAAAUGCUGCCAACCUUUGUACAAAGCACUCCUGAUGGCUCAGAAAAUGGUGAUUUCCUGGCUUUGGAUUUGGGAGGAACCAACUUCAGAGUUCUGAUGGUCAAGAUUCGUUCCGGAAAGAGGAGAACAGUGGAGAUGCACAACAAGAUCUACGCUAUUCCUCUAGAAGUGAUGCAGGGGACGGGAGAGGAGUUGUUUGAUCACAUUGUGCAGUGCAUCAGUGACUUCCUGGACUACAUGGGCAUGAAGAAUGCUCGUCUUCCUCUGGGCUUCACCUUUUCAUUCCCCUGCCGACAGACCAAACUGGAUGCUGGCAUCUUGGUGACAUGGACCAAGGGCUUCAAGGCGACAGACUGCGAAGGAGAAGAUGUGGUGGGCCUGUUGAGGGAGGCCAUCAAGAGGAGAGAGGAAUUUGAACUGGAUGUCGUAGCCAUCGUUAAUGAUACAGUGGGAACCAUGAUGACUUGUGCCUACGAAGAACCCACCUGUGAGGUUGGACUCAUCGCUGGCACUGGCAGCAAUGCGUGCUACAUGGAGGAGAUGAAGAACAUUGAGAUGAUAGAGGGCGAUGAAGGACAGAUGUGUGUCAACAUGGAAUGGGGGGCUUUCGGAGACAACGGAUGCCUUGACGACAUCAGGACAGAGUACGACCGAUCUGUGGAUGACUUCUCCCUCAAUCCAGGAAAACAGAGAUAUGAGAAAAUGUGCAGCGGCAUGUACCUUGGUGAGAUUGUGCGGAACAUCCUCAUAGACAUGACCAAGAAAGGAUUCCUGUUCAGGGGACAGAUUUCUGAAACACUGAAGACGAGAGGCAUCUUUGAAACAAAGUUCCUCUCACAGAUAGAAAGUGACAGGUUGGCUUUACUGCAGGUGAGAUCCAUCCUGCAACACUUAGGGCUGGACAGCAGCUGUGAUGACAGUAUCAUCGUCAAAGAGGUAUGUGGAGCAGUGUCACGACGUGCAGCUCAGCUGUGCGGUGCAGGAAUGGCAGCCGUUGUGGAUAAGAUUAGAGAGAACCGUGGACUGGACCAUCUGGACAUCACUGUAGGGGUCGACGGAACAUUGUACAAAUUACAUCCACACUUCUCCCGGAUCAUGCACCAGACUGUUAAUGAACUGGCUCCUCAGUGUAACGUCAACUUCCUUCUGUCAGAGGACGGCAGCGGCAAAGGAGCUGCUCUCAUCACAGCUGUGGGCUGCCGGCUGAGGCAGGAGCUGAACAGCAAAUAGAAAAUCUCCUCCAUCUCCCCCUGACACCUCACCCAUUGUCUCCUUUCUUCCUUAAUCAAACGAGUCCAAUCAACACAUCACGCCCCAGUAGCUGCUCUAGUCCGUCUGCGUGACUCAGAGAAAAGGAGUCAGCUUUCUCUGUUGUGUUUAGUAGCAGAGAGUCAGGCACUCUGUUGGAGGUAGAUUAUUUCUGAUUAACCAUUGGAACAGCACCCAGUCUCUUAAGGGGUUUGCAGUUUUGUGAUUUCUGAGGUUAAACUUAUCAUAGGGAGAAAACACGCACAAUCAACUCCUGUUUUAAAAAAAGAAAAAAAAAACAUGAAAAAAAAUUGCAGAGCAGAAAGAAAAAAAAAAAAAAAGACUUGACACACUCGUAAUGAUCCUCUGUCUCCAUCUGGAGGAUUCUUCUGGUUACCGCAGUCUGUUACAAAUUUCCCAGCACAAUCGUUGCAGGAGAAAAGAUAAAGAUCCUUGCAACAUGUUUAAGAGAUGCAAGGAGAUUAAAACAGUUUUACACCAAAGUCACCAAAGUGUGUCUGCUGUGGACUACUCACUGUCUGUACAGGAAGACAUAAAACCAAAAGAUAAGAGAUGAUAUAUAAAUGUGUAACGAGAUGAAAGGAAAUAUUUUUGCUUUAAGAUUUUUAAUAUCUUUCCCGAAUAUAAUACAGUAUGUUAUACAUAUAUUGUUGCUAUUUAUUUUAUUUUUAUAUUGGGAGAUGUUAAAAAUUGUUACUGUUGCAAUAAUGAUGCACACACAAAAGGCCAUCGGUGAAGUUCCCUCAGAUGUUGCCUGUCCUGUGUUUCAGGGCAGAAACAUAACAAUAGAGGGAAUCGUACUGUGGUUGGAUCAGCAGAAAACUAUUUCUGAAUGUGCUUACUUGACAGCAAUCUGUUGUUAUUAUCUGUGCUCUAGCGUAAAAAUAUGUCCUGCUGUUGGGUCUAAUCACAACUCUUGAUAAGUUGUUGCUGUCUGUAGAAGUUCUGGCUUCGUCAUCGCCACGGUGACACUUCAUCAGUUACUUAGCGACAGCCAUGAAACAAGAAAGUGGUGCUAACAUGAAUGCCAGAGGAACAACAAUAGCCAAACUGUGUAUUAAUAUAUAACAACAUCACAGUAGGACUUUUAAGUGCUUCAAAUAGCAUAUCUCUACACUCACUAUCUAUAAGCUCCCAAAGGCUCCAGGAGUGUUUAAGUGAACUACUGUAUGACUCAUUCAUGUAGCACAAUUCAUGCAAAUUCCUAAAUGUUUAUUUUCCUCAUCAUAUUUAUAAUCACUAAUGUUGAAAAACUGGUCAGUUUGUUCACUGGCAGUUCUCUGAGUCAAUUAUCAAUAUCGAGGCUGGCCUUUUUAUGUAAUUAAGUGUGUAGAUGUUUGACACUGUAAGAGGAAAGUUAUCUAUUCUGAGGUUAGUGGUACUGUCACUGGCAGGAUACAUUUUUGAGAUUCAGCACUAUAUUUAGCUGUUAUCUUUGUAAAAUACCCAAAAAGUUAGUUGAAUUUCCUUUUCUAUCUUUUAAUCAAACUGUCAGGAUAAAGAAGGCCAGCCUCUGCAGCGUGUCCUGACCUACUCUGCCUCCCCCAAAUUACUCGGUCGAAAAGCCAACCCCAUCACUCACAGAACACCUUAAUCUCUUUGCUUCUGUUCACAAAGCCUAGACUGUGUCUGUCCAGCACUGUCAAUCAGUCACAAAAUAAAACCAACCUGUGUCAAUCUGAA
Amphiprion ocellaris (clown anemonefish) is the source of this 7526-nucleotide messenger RNA. RefSeq lists its product as uncharacterized. The record is from RefSeq and is a predicted model, not a curated record. The transcript has 42 exons. NCBI's taxonomy places the organism in Eukaryota, Metazoa, Chordata, Actinopteri, Pomacentridae. Gene Ontology annotation, cellular component: cytosol; mitochondrion. Gene Ontology annotation, molecular function: D-glucose binding; glucokinase activity; fructokinase activity. Gene Ontology annotation, biological process: glucose 6-phosphate metabolic process; intracellular glucose homeostasis; glycolytic process. Bases 222 to 5804 code for a protein of 1860 amino acids.